Molecule: messenger RNA, 4171 nt
Organism: Columba livia (rock pigeon)
Lineage: Eukaryota; Metazoa; Chordata; Aves; Columbiformes; Columbidae
Gene: NOM1
Product: nucleolar protein with MIF4G domain 1
Exons: 11
Coding region: 16-2715 (899 amino acids)
Biological process (GO): ribosomal small subunit biogenesis
Cellular component (GO): nucleolus
Molecular function (GO): protein binding; RNA binding
Source: RefSeq, a predicted model, not a curated record
GCGCUGCCGCCCGCAAUGGCGGCCGCCCGCCGGAAGAGGGAGGUUCGGCCCUUCCGCAAGAUGGCGGCGCCCAGGAGCGGCGUGGCAGGGGCGAAGAUGAAGCGGCCAGCGGCCGCCCGCGCUCGGCGGGGCGGGAAGUUGGCUCGGCUGCGGCAGUCGGUGCAAGACUUCGUGCAGGCAGCUGGCGACCAGCCGCAGCUGCCCCUGCUGAAGGACUCGGAGAGGCAGAACCGCAGGAGCCGCCGGGAAGCCAGGAAGGAGAAGCGCAGGCUCAAGCGGAGCCGCCGCCGCCGCCUCCAGCGCGGGGAGCCGGUGGAGGCUCCCGCCGCCCCGGCUAAGCCGGCUGCUGCCAAGGCCGCUCCGGCCAAGCCGGCUCCUGCCAAGCCCGCUCCGGCCAAGCCGGCUCCUGCCAAGCCCGCUCCGGCCAAGCCAGCUGCUGCCAAGCCCGCUCCGACCAAGCCGGCUCCGGACAAGCCCGCUCCGGCCAAGCCGGCUGCUGCCAAGCCCGCUCCGACCAAGCCGGCUCCUGCCCCCCGCCCUAGAGCCGCCACCUCGCCCGCCGCCGGGAAGAAGCGGCCGAAGCCGCCGGUCCCGGCGCCGACACCCCGCGCAGCUCCCGGCACUGGCUGGGCGCGGAAACGGGCCCUGCUGGAGGCCAACGAGGAGGAGGAGAAGGAGAUCCGGCGGCUGGAGCGGCGGCUGGGGCUGGGCAAACGCCGCAAGAAGCGGGAGGGGAGCGCGGAGGAGGAGAAGCUGCCACAGAGCUUCCUGCGGGACGGGCUGGGCUACGUGCUGGGCGCCCUGGGCUCCCGGGACGGGCUCAGCUGGCUGUGCGAGAGCAGCGACGAGGAGGAGAGCCCGGCACCCCGGGAGAGCCAGCCCGGACCCCGGGAGAGCCAGCCCGGACCCCGGGAGAGCCAGCCCGGACCCCGGGAGAGCCAGCCCGGGCCGGCGGAGGACGAGGAGGAGCAGGAAGAGGACGAGGAGGAGCAGGACGAUGCCUCAGACCCCUCCGAGGGGGGUGAUGUGGGAGGACAGUGGGAGAGCGAGAGCUCGGCCCCCGAGGACAGCGAGGAGCCUGAGGCCAGCGAGCACCCGGGAGAGGAGGAGGAGGAGAGUCAUAAUGACAAUGCUACGAAGUAUGUUCCCCCUCAUGUAAGAAAAGUUCAGGAGACACUAGAUGACAAGAAAAGAGAGGAAUUGAGAAGACUGAAGAAAAUGGUGAAUGGUCUCAUUAAUAGGCUGAGUGAACCGAAUUUGGCCUCCAUUAGUGGGCAGAUGGAAGAGCUCUACAUGUCCAACAGCAGGAAGGACAUGAAUGAAACUCUGACCGAUAUUCUCAUGAACGCCUGUGUGACCGCAGUUGCCAUGCCUGCGAGACUGAUGAUGGAGCAUGUCCUUUUGGUCAGCGUUCUUCAUCAUAACGUAGGAAUUGAGGUCGGCGCUCACUUUUUGGAAGCUGUGGUGAAGAAAUUUGAUGAACUCUGUAGAAGUGAUGUUGAAGGGAAAGAAUGUGAAAAUCUUCUUGCCUUGAUUGCUCAUUUGUAUAACUUCCAUGUGGUUCAUUCCCUGCUGAUCUUUGAUAUUCUGAAGAAGCUUGUUAGCGCUUUCACUGAGAAAGAGAUUGAGUUAAUUUUGUUCCUUCUGAAAAACGUGGGCUUUUCCUUAAGAAAAGAUGAUGCAUUGGCUUUGAAGGAACUGAUCACUGAAGCCCAGAAGAAAGCAAACACAGCAGACAAGAAACUCCAGGAUCAGACUAGGGUUCGUUUUAUGCUAGAGACGAUGUUGGCGCUAAGGAAUAAUGACAUGCGUAAGAUUCCUGGUUAUGAUCCUGAACCAGUUGAAAAACUCCGCAAAUUGCAAAGAACACUGGUUCACAGCAGCGGUUCUGGUAAAGAAACUCAGCUCCGCGUGUCCCUGGAAUCUCUCCUCAGCGCCGAUCGGGUUGGUCGCUGGUGGAUCGUAGGGUCGUCCUGGAGCGGAGCACCGAUGAUUAACGAGACAAACAGGAAUACUCAGCAAAACCUGCAGAUAGGAAAGGUGAGUGCAAAGAUAAUGGAGCUUGCUCGUAAGCAGAGGAUGAACACCGAUAUCAGGAGAAGUAUAUUUUGUGUCUUGAUGACAAGUGAAGACUUCAUGGAUGCCUUUGAAAAGCUUCUCAAGCUUGGACUGAAAGAUCAGCAGGAGAGAGAAAUUAUUCAUGUGAUCCUUUAUUGCUGCUUACAGGAGAAGACAUAUAACCCCUUCUAUGCGUUUUUGGCUAACAAGUUUUGUGAAUGUGAAAGACGAUUUCAGGUGACAUUUCAGUUCAGUAUUUGGGACAAAAUCAGAGAUUUAGAAAACCUGUCAGCCACCGCCAUCUCCAACUUGGUCUCACUGUUGGCUCACUUAAUAAGGACAAAAUCGUUGCCGCUUUCUGUCCUCAAGGUAAUUGAAUUCAGCGAACUAGAUAAACCCAAAGUCCGUUUCUUGCGCCAAGUAUUAAGUAUGCUAUUAAUCAAAGCAGAUGACGAAGAAAUUAGUGACAUUUUUGUGAGGGUAUCUGACAACCCCAAACUGGGAGUGCUACGGGAAGGCUUGAAACUCUUCCUGACCCACUUCUUACUGAAAAACGCACAAGCCCAAAAAAGUGCUGAAGAAUUUAGCUUAUUAAAAGAAAGAGUUGAACUGGCAACCAAGGCUUUGCAAGCAAAAGAGUCCAAAUUGAAACUAUAGUCCUGUUUUUUGAAUAAAACAUACGGAAAACCUAGGUCUGCAUGAAGAUGCAAAGCUUCGUUAGUCUUUCACACCCAAAUAAUUGAGAAUGAGGAGAGCGAUGUUAUUCCAAAGGAGCUAUUUUUUGAUGUAAACAGUUACUUUGCUCCACACACUCUUUGCAGGUUUGACUGAAGGCGAUUCAAAGCUUUCCUGUAGAAAGGGAAAAUAUUUUGGGUAAGUCCCUUUUUAGCACAGGUGUUUGUGUUGAUGGUUCGUAUCCAGGGAGGAGAAUGAAUUUCUGUUCUGUCAUACUCCCAGUCAGCCCUAGCCAGCAGGACAAGGGCAGUGAUCCUUCCCCUGUACUCUGCAUUGGUGAGGCCACAUCUGGAGUAUUGUGUUCAGUUCUGGGCCCCUCAGUUCAGGAAAGACAUUGAAGUGCUGGAGCGGGUCCAGAGAAGAGCAACACGACUGGUGAAGGGACUUGAACAUAAGACCUAUGGGGAGAGGCUGAGGGAGCUGGGGUUGUUUAGGCUGGAGAAGAGGAGGCUUAGAGGUGACCUCAUCACUCUCUAGAACUACCUGAAGGGCAGUUCUAGCCAGGUGGGGAUUGGUCUCUUCUCCCAGGCAGUCAGCAAUAGGACAAGGGGGCAUGGGCUUAAACUCUGCCAGGGGAAAUUUAGGCUGGAUAUUAUAAAGAAAUUCUUUACAGAGAGAGUGGUCAGGCAUUGGAAUGGCUGCCCAGGGAGGUGCUGGACUCGCCGUCCCUGGAGGUUUUUAAACUGAGAUUGGACAUGGCACUUAGUGCCAUGAUCUAGUAAGCGGACUAGAGUUGGACCAAGGGUUGGACUCGAUGAUCUCUGAGGUCUUUUCCAACCCAGUCGAUUCUGUGAUUCUGUGAUUCUGUAUUGCACAUUUUAACCUUUCAUUUAAAAUAAUUGUAGACUACCGACCGCUGGAUAUUAAAGAAACAGCGUUAAGGCUUUUAUAUGUAUUAAUACUUGCCUGAAGAAACAGGCCACUAGAUGGCACAAGUACUGGUGAGUCAGUUUGGGAAGAAAUGAACUUUUUUCUUAAAGUGUUGAAGUUAUCCACUAAUUCUAUGAAUUGUUUACCUGACUGUGGGUCAGGAAAAGAUCUUCAGUUGGAUUCAAAGUUGUAGCAAAGACCUGAAGAUCUGAUUUUUCCCAAUUAUAUUGGGUUUGAAAUUGCAGCAUAGUUAUAUUGCUCUUUGAGCAUGUUUUUCUCAGCUUUAAAAUUGAAGUUCUCUAACACUUGUAAUAAUCAGAUUUUUCUAGGCAUAAUAAACAAUAGCAGUGUCAGUCUCAAUAAGAUAAUACUUUUCUUAAGAAUUAGCUUCCAUUUUCCACUCAGAUGUUUAAAAAAAAUUGUACAUUCAUUUCCAUGAUGCUCAGUGCUGAGUGGUUUGUUUCUUUUGUCACCUUACCACUACACAUUAAACUGUGAUAUUUCUAAA